AUGGCGCAGCCUAUCUAUUUGCAGCUCCUAUUCCUACUAUUACUAACCAAAACCUUGUUCUUUCGAUCAACAUACGCCGUGGAUUUGGUCUUCAAUGGCUUUAAUUCCUCCGAACUCUUUUUCUACGGCACGGCGUCGCUCGAGUCUCGUGUUCUCAUCCUUACAAACAACUCUGCUUUCUCUGUUGGCCGCGCCCUUUACCCCACAAAGAUACCAACAAGACCUCCCAACUCCUCCACGCUCCUUCCAUUCUACACCUCUUUCAUCCUCUCCAUCGCUCCCAGCGAUGGCCAACUCUCCGGCCACGGCCUUGUCUUCAUCUUUGCUCCCACCACCGGAAUCAAUGGCACCAGCUCUGCUCAAAAUCUGGGCCUCUUUAACCGCACCAACAACGGCAGCCCCGACAACCACGUACUGGGCAUCGAAUUUGACAUCUUCCAAAACCAAGAAUUCAAUGAUAUCAAUGACAACCACGUCGGCGUUGAUAUCAACUCUCUCACGUCACUAACUGCUCAAUCGGCCGGUUAUUGGGCUAAGAACAGAAGUGAUCAGGAUAGGACCUUUCAUGACCUGAAGCUCAACAGUGGCGCCAACUAUCAAGUAUGGAUUGACUACUCGAAUUCUCAGCUCAAUGUCACCAUAGCCCCAGUCGGAUUGAAAAGGCCUGAGCUGCCAUUGAUUAGUACUCCUGUCAAUCUGUCUGACGUUCUUCUGGACGAAAUGUAUAUCGGCUUCACUUCAUCGACGGGACGACUAGUUGCGUAUCAUAGGGUUCUUGCUUGGUGUUUCAGUAAUUCAAAUGUCUCGAUUGGAGAUUCCUUGCUAACUUCGAGUUUGCCGUUGUUUGUUCCUUAG
Messenger RNA from Nelumbo nucifera (sacred lotus), 855 nucleotides. The record is from RefSeq and is a predicted model, not a curated record. NCBI's taxonomy places the organism in Eukaryota, Viridiplantae, Streptophyta, Magnoliopsida, Proteales, Nelumbonaceae.